Molecule: messenger RNA, 1070 nt
Organism: Drosophila albomicans
Lineage: Eukaryota; Metazoa; Arthropoda; Insecta; Diptera; Drosophilidae
Source: RefSeq, a predicted model, not a curated record
UGCCUUUUGCAAUUUCGUUUUCAUUAUCGAAACACGAGUAUAUAUUGAAAAACGAGCAAACGAAAAAUGAGCACAAUGUGCGAACGAUUCGAACUCAUUUGUAUGCGAUGUGGGCAGCGGUGAUGACGACGACGAUGACUGCAAAGACGACUACGAAGACGAUUGGGAAGCCAGAGAAUCAAAAAUAUUAUGCAAAGAGUCCGAAACGGAGCCCGAGUCCCCCUGCUUAGCAAAAAGGGGGUUACACAAACAGCGAACAGCCGAAAUCAAAAUCAAAAACAAAAUCAAAAUCAGUAAUUGCUGCGAACUCGUCGUAUAUAAUGCAGCAAUGACAUGACACUAUCGAGUCAUUCGAGUCUGAGCAAUCGAACAGAUCGAGCACAAUGAAAACACAACUGGCGCUUCUUUUAGUCCUCGCAGGCAACAUGGCCAUUGUCAUGGCACGCCCGGAGCCACCUAAGACUCGCUACGGCCCCGCCCCAGCACCCCAAAAGGAUUAUGGCCCACCGCCACCGGCACAACCCUUGCCCGUCUAUGGACCGCCAGCUGCCUUCUAUGGUCCACCCGUCUCCGAGGCGAUAAUCACGAAGAACGUGUAUGUGCAUGUGCCCCCAGAGGAGCCGGAACUUUAUCCAGCUGCGGCGCCCAUUCAAACCGCGGUGCCCAAGAAGCACUACAAGAUCAUCUUCAUCAAGGCACCAAACCCACCCACUCCCCAGCGCCAAGUGCUGCCUCCACCUGUGCAGGAUGAGCACAAGACGUUGGUCUAUGUGCUGGUCAAAAAGCCCGAGGAGCAGCUGCCAGUCAUUCUGCCAUCGCCGGAGCCCACCGAGCCCACCAAACCGGAGGUCUACUUCAUCAAGUACAAGCAGCAGCCGAAGCCAGCUCCCCAAUAUGGUCCUCCUGCCCCUGUGCCCGCCGAUGAAUACGGUGCACCGCCAGCUCCCCGCACUGUUGAGCAGUUCUAGAAGUAGUUCUAAGACUACGCCCGUGCUUAUAAUCUUGCAUUCAAAUGUAAAUAUUAUUUAUAAUUAGUUGCCACCAUAAAUUACAGUUUCUGGAUAUUAAAC